AUGAGGGAUAAGGGAGGAAAGGCCCCAGGGGCAGCCGCUGGUGAAAAGAGGUCAAAGCGGAAGGAAGACCCCGCUCCGGAGCCUGUCAAGAAGCCGAGGAUAAAUGAGGCACUAAGAAAAAAUCCAACAGCCCCUCGGCGAGCGACAAAGCAGGAGAAGGGGAAGGGUAAAGCGGUGGAAGAAGAAGCACAUAAGGACAUGAUCCCGUUUUCCAGAAUCAAGAAAGGAAUCACUAUACGAGAACCCACUGCUCAACCCGAACGACCUUCACUAGCAAGGCCAACAACAGAGGGUGAGUCAACUGCUGCUAGACCAGGCAAUGAAACCACCCCCGUUAACCAGUCGGGAGCGGUGGAGCCUACUGCUACUGGACUAGAGGAGGAGCGGGAGACUGUUAUCACUGAAGAAACCAUCGGCGGGAUUGACGUCACAGUAGAAUCCUACAAAGAACACUCCGUCGAGGUCCCUAUUGCCACAACCGCUGAAGCUUCCAAUGAAACUGAAAGGGUCGAGGCAGUCAUAACAAAUCUUCCCAUUCCGCAGGCGUCUCCACACAGUCCCAAAACACCAAUAGUAACUGGAACACCUGCAGAAACUCUAACUCUGGCCUCAGAUAAAUCUGACAAAACAAUCUUCGAUGAGGAGGAGGAUGAAGAGGAAAAGAGAUUUCGGGAGGAACAAGCUCAGCUGCUCGCCGCAAUGCAACAAUUAUAA
Andrographis paniculata is the source of this 714-nucleotide messenger RNA. RefSeq lists its product as uncharacterized. Lineage: Eukaryota; Viridiplantae; Streptophyta; Magnoliopsida; Lamiales; Acanthaceae. The transcript is spliced from 2 exons. The coding region runs from base 1 to 714 and encodes 237 amino acids. The record is from RefSeq and is a predicted model, not a curated record.